Messenger RNA from Fomitopsis serialis, 1200 nucleotides. RefSeq lists its product as uncharacterized. The transcript has a single exon. The coding region runs from base 1 to 1200 and encodes 399 amino acids. The record is from RefSeq and is a predicted model, not a curated record. Lineage: Eukaryota; Fungi; Basidiomycota; Agaricomycetes; Polyporales; Fomitopsidaceae.
AUGGGGCGGAGGCGUAAAACCACUGGUUGGUAUCCCAAGAAGAAGAGGACGACGGCAUCGGCAAAUCGAACCACAGCUGUCCAGCGACGCGCCCCUGGUCUGGACGCACAAGCCAAAGCGCGCCUCAAACGCGGAUUUAGUAUUUUCGGUUAUCCGAGAAACCCAUCCCCCGAGGAACUCGAAGAACUCACCGAACAGUGGCGGACGGUGAGACUGGAGUACAUUGGGCAAGCCAAAAGGAUACUACAAGACAUGCAAGACAUACGGCCUUUCCGUGUACAGAAGCUCAUCCGCAAUCUGUGGUGCCAUACGGACAUCUUGCAGGCGGCCCGGUUUGAUUCGACGGUAACGCGGGACGACGCGCUCGCCGAGCCGGUUGCGGAAAUUGCGAACGAGGUGGCCUCCGCUGGGACUGUAGAGAAACUGGCGAUCGACAUCACCCUGGCCUCCCAAGGCUGGCUCUCCGAAAGCACGUCGCGACCUCGCCAUGUCAUGAUCCUGCAAGACGAGUUCCCUGAGCGGGGGUACAACCUACAGUGGAACAGCAAGGUGUUCCUACAGACGACCCACGUCGUAAUCGAACCACUCCUGUACAAGUUCUACCACAUGCUCCCCAUGAAGGGUCUCAAGACGUUGUUCCCGCGGAUGCGAGUUUGUUGCAUCCAAAUCCUUGUGACGGAGGAUGUACCCCGGGCCCUCGCGUUCGUCCAGGAUAUGUUGUUUGUCGUGGAAAAGCUUGUGGUAUCCAUAAACGCAGUACGGGGUUGGUACUGCUGCCGCGAUCAGCCUCUCUGGAGCGUACUCCGAGCAUUAGCGAAGACCCAGCCUAAACUCGUUCUGGUUCCUCAUAAACUCGACAUGAAGCAAGAGUGGAGGAAGAUCCUUACUGACCAGAAGAACAUCUGGGACGCGGAGGUGGAUGAGGACGAGUACGAGAAGCUUCCUACAAUAGCCGAACGUGAGGAGUACUGGACGAGGAUCGUCAGGAGCGGCAUGUGGCACGACAAAGAGAAGGUCUACGUAGAGGAGGAGCUUCUGGCUCGCCACCCCGAGGAAGCGAAUCCUGCAAAUGCUUCUGCAUGGAUGGAAGAGGCCCAGAAGCACUUCGACGACAUUGCUUUGCCGGGCGCACGUACACCCAUUGACGAUCUGGAAGCAAUAUGUGAUCCGUAUAGCAUGAUGGGUAUUUCACUCCCUUGA